AUGACAUCUUCAAACGGCUAUGAUAGGCCUCCAUACCACGACGAGUCCCUCCAACCAAGUGCAUCACCAAGAACGAUCUCGCCACUUCAAAGUACUUCCGGGCAGGAAAAGACACACGAUGCCUCAAAAUACGAUGCGAGCGCAGAGGCCUAUUUCAGAAAGCUAAACCUAAGAGACUGGUGUUGGGAUUUUAUUGCUGCAAUUUUCAGUAUCGCAUGUGUUAUUGCAGUCAUCGUUAUUCUAAGGAAGUAUCAAGGAAAAUCACUAUCCAGUUGGCACUUCUAUCACAACAUCACGCUCAACACACUGGUUGCCCUGCUCUCGACCCUUUCCAGGACUGCACUCAUAGUCCCAGUUGCAUCAUGCAUCAGCCAGCUCAAAUGGAUACAUCUAGUAAGCUCACUGCGGCCUUUACAUGAGUAUCAGAUCCUCGAUGAAGCCAGUCGUGGGCCAUGGGGCUCGCUGACACUUACUUUCACCCUUCAUUUCAAAACCAAACUGGCUACGUGGGGUGCCCUCAUCACCAUUGUAUCUCUUACCAUGGAAAGAACAAUGGAUCCUAAAAUGCAAGGCGCCAUUCUCAAUGGUCUAUACAAUCUCAGCGCACCUAUCCCAGUCCAAUGCCAGACUGGUAACUGUCAGUGGGAGGAUUUCACAACUGUGGCUGUGACGAGCGAGUGCAGAAACGUUACAUCAAGCAACAGAAUCAAUUGUGAAUUCUCGCGAGGCUCUAAAAGCUGCAACUAUACAACGCCGUCUGACUUCUUCAUUUCAUCUUAUUCAUCCACCUCAUCCGGCGAUACCCGUUCGACUGAAUUCAACAGCACCACAAAUCCACCACAAACGACCAGCCACCUUGGCGAACUACUCAAUAGCACCUUAUCGGAAUUCGCCGCCGCAAAAAUGUCGGCGCUAUUUAGCGAAGAAAGGCCGGACAUUACCGAGUGUAGCAUGCGCUGGGUUGCUCGCCUUGUUCAAAACACUACCUUUUCAAAUGGUACCUUUCAUCCUGGCAUCGCCACAGACUACGAGCUCAUCGGUGUUGUCAACCCUUUCGAUUCAAAUCACUGGGUUACCUUUAACGUUUCCAACGAAAGCGAAACGUUUCCCGGGAACAAAAGCUUCAGCGUUCUUCCAACCGACAACACUAAACUUAUGGAAUUCCUCAACAUGGUGUUUUCCUCUUCAAAGGCCGACCUUUUCGGCCUAGUGCUGAACAACGUUACAGACUUCACGCAGAUUAUGGAAAGCAUGAGUGAUAGCAUUACGUAUGCUCUUGGUCAGAGUUCAACCGGUAUGGAAUUAGCAGGCGAGGCAAUCACAUUCGAACAGUAUGUGUAUGUCAAUUGGGGGUGGAUCAUCUUGCCCAUUAGCUGGAGGAAAGGGGUAGUGGCAUGGAAAGGCUCGGCUAUCAUACCUCUUGUCACGGAGAUGGAGGGUUGGCAUAGUGGGGAGUGGAGAGCAGGGUCUGCUCGGGAAGCCAACAAGAUGGCGAGAGGAAUGACGGUUGUGUUGGAGAACGAGGAGGAUGUUGGUCAGAUAUCUAAACGCGUAUAG
Messenger RNA from Bipolaris zeicola 26-R-13, 1557 nucleotides. RefSeq lists its product as uncharacterized. The record is from RefSeq and is a predicted model, not a curated record. Bases 1 to 1557 code for a protein of 518 amino acids. The transcript has 4 exons. Lineage: Eukaryota; Fungi; Ascomycota; Dothideomycetes; Pleosporales; Pleosporaceae.